AUGGCGACAAUUGCCGUCCCGAGACCCGCUCUGUCUCCAAAGAGCUCUCUCUCCACUCCAAACGCUCGGGUUGGCGUCAUCCCCACAAUUCGCUGCGUCCGUCUCGCUCAGCAACCCUGUCUCGCUCUGCGACAAGCCUCCCUCCUCUGCUCUCCCGAUCGCUAUGUGCGAGUCGACAGCGAGGAUGCUUCUCUAUACGAGAUAGAUGCUGCGAGCGUGGCAGAGGCACUGGAUUAUGCAUCCAAGCAGCAGCUCCCUCCCCCUUCACAGGUCUUUCCUUGGCUUCAUGGCUUGCAUCCCGAAAACCAAACCCAAAGGUCCUACUUUGAUGGACAUCAGUGCCUGACUGGGGGCACGCCCAGCUGUCUUCGAACAAUUACUCUUGUCAAGGCAGAUGGCAAUCUCAGCCUCGCACGAUUGAAAGGCGCCAUUGCUCCGGGCGAGUUCAUGCGGCCUGGAGCGACGCCUGAGUUCAUCGAUGCAGACCCCUUGAGUGGGUUGUCUGUCCGUAACUUCCACAUCCAGCCUGCCAAGGUUGCCGCAACCUCCGAUAUCAUCGUAUAUGGCCUGGAUCCUGAUGAGACUCGAGGAGUUGCGUGGAAAAUUGCCGUUGCUCAGAGACGAUGGCGGGAAAAGCAGCAUGCAGAGGCCAAGAACCUGCCCACGUAUAACACUUUUGUCUGCACAAGCCCAUUCUCUGCUUUUGAAACAACCCAUAGGAAUUUGGUAUCCAUCGAUGCGUCUGGCAAAUCGACAGGUCAAGUGUUGGACUUGAUACAGCAAGAGCGUCAAGAGAUGCGAAACAUGACGGAAGCCUCUGAAAUAUGCCACAACGUCUACCUGGGCCCUAGCCUCGAGCCUGGUGGCGUUGAGGAGCAUCACUUUGAUGUUCUCAUCGAAUGCAGCGAUACGGGUCGGCUGGACCCAAGCGCCCUGCAAUUUAUUGCUGAGCACCCUCACUCGUCUGUGUCCCUGCCAUCUUCCGUUUGCUUUCCAUCUUCCGGGAGUAUAAUGCCCCCAACCUGGUCUCAGAGAGAGGCCGACGGAAUCAUCGAAACCUGUAAAUGGAUAUAUCACAUUGCCCAUAACAUUGUGCCCGAAUCCAGCGAUGCACAACAAAAUGCCACGUCCCAGGAGGAGUCUGCUGCUGCAGGCGCUCGGAAAGUACUUAUUCACUGUCCCGACGGAUAUACAGAAUCCACAUUGCUUGCCAUCGCCUAUUUCAGCUAUAGCACUGGUUCCUCCAUACCUGAUGCUUGGCUGGAACUUCACACGACCAAACGUCGCAAUUUCUUUGCUUAUCCCUCGGAUGUAUCUCUCCUAUCGGCCAUAGGGCCUCGCUUGUUGUGUGAAUCUCCGGUGUCUUCAGGGAAAAGUCUAGAAGACAUUGCGAGUUACAUCAAAGCUGAACCGCAGUGGUUUUCAGAACUGGAUGGCUCGCUCCCUAGCAGAGUCCUGGAUUAUCUGUACCUGGGUAAUCUUAUUCAUGCCAACAAUCCAGAUCUCUUGAAGUGCCUCAAUAUUCGCCAAAUACUUAGCAUUGGAGAAUCGGCUUCGUGGACAGAUGAAGAUCGAGCAAACUGGGGCUCGGAAAAUAUGUGCUUCGUUGAAGGGAUUCAAGACAAUGGUAUCGAUCCAUUGACUAAGGAGUUUGGGCGAUGCCUUGAAUUUAUUGCUCAAGGAAUACAGAAAGGCACGGCGACAUUAGUCCAUUGCCGUGUCGGAGUUUCCAGGAGUGCCACCAUCUGCAUAGCGGAAGUCAUGCGGUCUCUCAAUCUCUCCUUUCCGCGCGCUUAUUGUUUUGUCAGGGCUCGCCGUCUCAACGUCAUCAUUCAGCCUCAUUUACUCUUUGCAUACGAGCUUUUACGCUGGGAGGAAUUUCUUCGACAGGAAGGUGGCUCCAAAGAACCGUACAAGAGGGAAAUGGAGUGGGGAGAGAUUGCCAGAGAAAUCGCUCUUAUGAACCGUCCUUAUUCCAGAUAA
This is a messenger RNA of Trichoderma atroviride IMI 206040, 1983 nucleotides long. Lineage: Eukaryota; Fungi; Ascomycota; Sordariomycetes; Hypocreales; Hypocreaceae. The record is from RefSeq and is a predicted model, not a curated record.